Molecule: messenger RNA, 1065 nt
Organism: Aspergillus nomiae NRRL 13137
Lineage: Eukaryota; Fungi; Ascomycota; Eurotiomycetes; Eurotiales; Aspergillaceae
Gene: erg27
Product: protein erg27
Exons: 2
Coding region: 1-1065 (354 amino acids)
Source: RefSeq, a predicted model, not a curated record
AUGGCACAAUAUGCAAUGCACAUGGCUAAUGUCUGCGACGGUUUCUCUAUCAUAGACCCUAAUUUUCUGGCUUUGUGGAUGGCUUCCUCCGAGGUAGACCAGAAGGCCUUGGGCAAUUUCGCGGCCUUAACCAGCCUCGAAAACCCAUUCCUGUCCGCAAUGCUUUAUAGAGUUCUAGGCCUUUCGGUCAUGCUUUCGAAAAAGCUACUUCGUGCACGACGAUUGCGGCGACUGGACCCUAGCCGAGAAACCAAGUCGCUACAGUUGUAUCAUCAUAUCUUAUGGCUCUCCCGUGAAGGAUUACUGAUUCUGGAAGAGUUCGUUCUCCCGAUGGUUGAGGGAUAUGUGGAGCCGAAGAUCCUGGCCUAUAAACUCCGAGCAUCUUUUUACCACAUAUUUGUGCUUUUCCACAAUCAGCCCGCAGUUCACUGGCCCGGCAUCACCAGUUUUCCGAGCAACGGUACCAAACUAAACAACGCACCCAAAGCCGAAUCACUAGGCAAAGAACCCGGGUCGAGGUUCUCGUUUAGAUCGAACGCAGAAUCAAUAUCAGUCCCUGAACAGCCAGCUUACAGCUCAGGGAACGUUUCCCGGUACACUACUCUCCAGGUUCCCCCGGGGCUUGCACCCGUUCAACCGCCCAAGGCGUCGUCCUUUCUCCUGCCUGCUCUCGACUACACCCCUACGGCGACGGCAUGCUUCAAUCACGCGUCUCUCUUGGCUGAACGAUUUCUUCCUGGCUCCCACCCUUUGCGUCUGUCUAUCAAGCUCGAGUAUGCGGCGUAUCUUUACGAUUGCUCCAUGAUCCUAAUGCUUGCCGGCGGCUUUGCAGAUGCCGCUGAGAUCGUUGGAAUUUUGGGGAAGAUGGUUAAGCGAGGGGGCAAGACUAGCAGCACUGAAGGUAGCAGCACGGCCUCUGCGACACUUCGGGGCGGGAGUUCGAGGAGUGAAAUUGGCGAUACACCGGCAACGGUCACACCAGUGCCACCGGUAACAGCAUCACCAAAGACUAACAAUGACUUGCCUCCGGCUGUUCCUGACCCUACCAUGAUGAACCCAAUCUAA